Molecule: messenger RNA, 513 nt
Organism: Pneumocystis carinii B80
Lineage: Eukaryota; Fungi; Ascomycota; Pneumocystomycetes; Pneumocystales; Pneumocystaceae
Product: 60S ribosomal protein L23
Exons: 4
Coding region: 47-469 (140 amino acids)
Biological process (GO): translation
Cellular component (GO): ribosome; cytosolic large ribosomal subunit
Molecular function (GO): large ribosomal subunit rRNA binding; structural constituent of ribosome
Source: RefSeq, a predicted model, not a curated record
UUUUAUAUACUUACGAUAAUAAAAAAAAAGGUAUUAUAAAAUCAAAAUGUCGUCCAAAAGAGCACGAGGAACGUCGGGAAACAAAUUAAGAAUGACACUUGGACUUCCUGUUGGUGCUAUUAUUAAUUGUGCAGAUAAUUCAGGAGCCAAAAAUCUUUACAUAAUUUCUGUUAAGGGUACAGGUGCUCGUUUAAACCGUCUUCCUGCCUCAAGCAUUGGUGACAUGGUAUUAACAACGGUUAAAAAAGGAAAACCAGAAUUACGAAAAAAGGUACUACCAGCUAUCAUCGUUAGGCAAAGAAAGCCUUGGAGAAGACGUGACGGUACACAUUUAUACUUUGAAGACAAUGCCGGCGUCAUUGUCAAUCCUAAAGGCGAAAUGAAGGGUAGUGCAAUCACUGGGCCCGUUGGAAAAGAGUGUGCUGAUCUUUGGCCAAAGAUUGCUAGUAAUAGUGGUAUGGUUAUUUAGGUUUGUCAUAGAAUCAUUUGAGGGAUAUGGGCUUCUAUUUAUAC